This is a messenger RNA of Physella acuta, 3798 nucleotides long. RefSeq lists its product as uncharacterized. Gene Ontology annotation, molecular function: zinc ion binding; carbonate dehydratase activity. The record is from RefSeq and is a predicted model, not a curated record. NCBI's taxonomy places the organism in Eukaryota, Metazoa, Mollusca, Gastropoda, Physidae.
CUGGCGGUGUCGGGGCGCGGAGUGGCGGGAAGAUAAAGAUAUAGACAAGAAAGUUUUGGAUUCUAGAAUUUCAAGAUUGAACUAGUUCGUUUGAAGACAUCUGGUCAGUUAUCCACUUGGUCAGUCAUCCACCUGGUCAGUCAUCCACUUGGUCAUUCAUCCAUCAACACCCAGCAACAACUAAACGACCAUCGAGCCCCACAAAAAACCUGGAUUAAAAAUUUUGACCAAACGAGUCAUUGAGUCUGGCGGCGUCAAAUUUUUUUCUUCUGAGUGCUGACACAUCAGCAGCUGAAGAUAGUGACAGCUUCCGGUGCUUAGGUCUCAGUGCGGCAUACGGCAACCAGCAUACAACAUCCAGCACACGGCAUCCAGCAUCCAGCAUACAGAAUCAGCACACGGCAUCCAGCGUACGGCAUUCAACACACGGCAUCAAGCGUACGGCAUCCAACACACGGCAUCCAGCAUACAGCAUCCAGCGUACAGCACACGGCAUCCAGCAUACAGCAUCCAGCAUACAGUGUCCAGCAUACAGUGUCCAGCAUACAGUGUCCAGCAUACAGUGUCCAGCAUACAGUGUCCAGCAAACAACAUCCACGUCCAACAUAAAUAUCCAACAAGCACAUCUGUGACAAUGGUGGCUGUAGGAGCAGACGGUAUGACCAGAAUCACCAUGUCAUUUCUCCUCUCUCUGUUGGGAGACGGCAACUAUCCAGGACCUGAAGCGCCUGUAUCCAGCAAACACCACUGGUCCUACAAAGGUCCUGAAGGUCCUGACUCGUGGCAUGUCCACUACAAGCACUGUGGCGGGGAGCGCCAGUCCCCCAUCGACAUCCGACCCAUGGAGUGUGAGUACGACCCCACCCUCGGGCCGUUCGUGCUUGACCACUUCGACAUGACGAGCGCGCGUGCGGGGCCGUGCGUGCUCAACGUCACCAAUAACGGGCAUGCUGCGAGCGUUAGAAUCAGCAAUGACGACAUGCGGGUCCGGGGCGGCGGCCUAGCCGGAACCUACAAGACGGCAGAGUUCCACUUCCACUGGGGCAGCACAGAUGACCAUGGCAGUGAGCACGCGGUGGAUGCCAGGAAGUUUCCACUAGAGAUGCACGUGGUCAACUUCGCGGAGAAGUACGGCACCAUCCAACAGGCGAUGAACAAACCAGACGGUCUGGCCGUCUUGGGCGUCUUCUUCCAGCUGAGUGAACAAGACAAUCCAAAUUUUGCUGCCCUCGACUCGGCAUUGAGACACGUCCACAAGGCAGGGGAGUAUGCACUGUUGGAACAGUUCACACUCCGGUCUCUCCUGCCUGAUGACGUCAGCAAGUACUGGAGGUACAGCGGCUCCCUCACGACGCCAUAUUGUUUCGAGUCGGUCACGUGGACAGUUUUCACAGAGCCACAAAAAAUCGCGAGAGCCCAGAUCGAGACCCUGAGGUCACUUCUGCACGAGGAAGGUCACGAGAUGAACGACAGGGGCGAUAACCACCACGCCCCCUCCCGUCUGCUGGACAACUGGAGACCUGUCCAGCCCCUGGGGACCCGGGUGGUCAGGCGGAGCUUCCCCGACCCCACAGCUGGCGGGGCCUACGUCGUCCAGCCGGCCGUCCCAGCCACGGCUAGCCCAGCACCAGCUACAACAGCACAGUCCACAGCUAGCCCAACAGCAGCACCAAACGCCAACGACAACAGCAUCAAGCACGCCAACGACAACAGCAUCAACCACGCCAACGACAACAGCAUCAACCACGCCCCGCCCCGCCCCACACAGUACCAGAACCCCGACAUGAUUGACAGCCAGCUAGCCAAUCAGCUGUACUCCCCUGGGUCCCCCACCACAAACUUCGACGGCUCAAACACACUUUCGAACCCCGCCAAACCCGAACCCAACCACGACCCCCACAACGGGAAGCUGCUCAUGUCGGCCACUGCGCAUGACAAACCGGGAAGUUCCGUGCGCUCAGCGUCCACCACACAACCGGAAGUUGCCACCACGCGUCUGACCACAUCCGACGGGUCACCCAACAGCAACAGCAGCGGCGGGUUUCUGGAGAACAUCCUGCGUGACCUUGAGGGCCCACCCGGGGCCAUCAACAACAUCCACCAGCUGUUCGACAACAAGCGCGAGCCACACGCCAUCAACUCCAUCGAGUUUCUCACCUCGGGGGCCAGCGAGGUCUGGGGAUCGAAUCCCGCCCAGCAGAGCGUACACGAUGGGAAGUCUGGCGCUGGUGAUACCAGAGAACACGCGGUAUCCAUGGCAACCAGCACGGUCAACCCUGCAGGCGGUCAACCAGGCGUGGCGCCACAGUCCAACCUUACAGCCAACGUAGGUCAGUCCAACCCUACAGCCAACGUAGGUCAGUCCAACCUUACAGCCAACGUAGGUCAGUCCAACCUUACAGCCAACGUAGGCCAGGCUCGUACAGAACAGGUAGUCAUGGUGACGUCAUUACCAACUGGGUCUCCUGCCACUUCAGUGCCACACGUGUCUCUAGCGACCCUCGGGCCACAGGCUCCAGCACCCCCCGGGUCACACAGACUCACAGCGCCACCAACAGGCUCUGUGCCACCAGCGCCACCACGUGACCCCCCUCGUACCACGGCAGAGAGCCUCAGUCACCACCAGCUGUUGCUCCGGCUUCAGGAGCUGGAGCGGCAGAAACAGGAGCUGUUACAGCUUCACCAGAAGCAGCUGUCAGAUUUGAACACACACCAACUGACCAACCAACAACUGCAACAUCUGCAAUAUAACCCAGCCCAGUCGCCACUGUAUCAGCCUCAAACAGAAUACCCAUACCAACAACAGCAGCUACAACAACAACAGCAACAAUACAACAGGGAAAGACAACUUCAGCAGUUCGACUACAAAGGGCCGCAACCUUUAUUUAACCAACUGAUGGACCGAACAGACGAACAUUACCAGGCCAAUACCAAACUCAGGUAUAAUGCAAGAGUUCCGCAGUACGCUCCCAACACAAGGGCCAAUAACCCAUCUCUCGACCUUAACUACCGCUCCCCCCGUACUGACAUCCCCCCACCCCCAGUCCAGCGCACCCACAACCAGCACCUAACGUCAGACCAGAUUCGGUCAAUCCUAGAGAAACUUGCCCUCACUAGCCGCAUCAAUGCUGGGAUGGCGUACCCGCAGACCCGCGCGGCGUAUGGCGGACAGCUGCCCCACCCCAACGGCUUCAGGGACGGGGAUUUCCUGGUGUUGCACAGGGCCACAGGCAACACCUACCUCGUCAAGGCCGGCUCACAGGAUCCUGCAGGGUUAAGGUCGCAGGAUCCUGCAGGGUUAAGGUCACAGGAUCCUGCAAGCCUGAGGCACCUCGGGGAGCCGCCUGUUGUUGUCCAGGGUCCCCUGGCCAGGCAGUUCCAGAUUUCUCCGGCAGCCGCCAUCAGCAUGAAGCAGGCAGGAAACGGGCUAAGGGACGAUCCACAGGGCGUGUUCCUCAACAUGGUGGACAGACCCGUGAGGAUCAGCAGCCCUUUCUUUGACCAGCUCCAGAACUGGCGCCAACAGAGACUGCUGCAGCAGUUGGAGCCGUCUGGUGUGCCGGCUCAAGGACCGGCUCAAGGGCCGGCAGUCCGGCAACAGCUCAGGACUUACCCGACACAGACCAACAGACUAGGCUAGCCCAACUGCACAAACUAAAGCUUGAGUUGAUUCACGAAAAUAUACAACCCUUGACCUCUCGCAUCGCGAUGUGUUGUCAUGAUGUGUUGUGACGUCUGUCGUGAUGUCUUGUGACGUCUGUCAUGAUGUGUUGUGUGACGUCCAUCAUAAUGUCUCGU